Messenger RNA from Staurois parvus, 579 nucleotides. Lineage: Eukaryota; Metazoa; Chordata; Amphibia; Anura; Ranidae. The record is from the annotation of a GenBank genome assembly.
UGCCCCGUCAGUGGUGUCAGUGGGAGGAACUGUGCCCCGUCAUUGGUAUCAGUGGGAGGAACGGUGCCCCAUCAUUGGUGUCAGUGGGAGGAACAGUGCCCUGUCAGUGGUUUCUGUGGGAGGAAUAGUGCCCCAUCAUUGGUGUCAGGUGGGGGGAAUAGUGCCCCGUCAUUGGUGUCAGGUGGGAGGAAUAGUGCCCCGUCAUUGGUGUCAAUGGGAGGAAUAGUGCCCCGUCAUUGGUGUCAGUGGGAGGAAUAGUGCCCCAUCAUUGAUGUCAGUGGGAGGAAUAGUGCCCCAUCGUUGGUGUCAAUGGGAGGAAUAGUGCCCCGUCAUUGUUGUCAAUGGGAGGAAUAGUGCACCGUCAUUGGUGUCAGUGGGAGGAAUAGUGCCCCGUCAUUGGUGUCAGUGGGAGGAAUAGUGCCCCGUCAUUGGUGUCAGUGAGAGGAAUAGUGCCCGGUCAUUGGUGUCAGUGAGAGGAAUAGUGCCCCGUCAUUGGUAUCAGUGGGAGGAAUAGUGCCCCAUCAUUGGUGUCAGUGAGAGGAAUAGUGCCCCGUCAUUGGUGUCAGGUGGGAGGAAUAG